Messenger RNA from Anthostomella pinea, 1086 nucleotides. The record is from the annotation of a GenBank genome assembly. Lineage: Eukaryota; Fungi; Ascomycota; Sordariomycetes; Xylariales; Xylariaceae.
AUGCAGGCCAGUCGUCUCAAAUCUCCCCAUUGGGUAACCGGUUUAUCUAUCUUGGUUCCCGUUGUCGCCUUCGUACUCGCGAGCAUCGCGCUAUUUGCUGGCACCGGCUCACACCCAAAGCAGCUUGAGGAAUAUCACAUGAUCUCCCGAUCAUUGUCUGCCCUCGAAUUGCGGAAACUUCCUACCGGCUCUGUCGGUCUAGAUGAUAUUGAGGACGCUGUUGACGGUUUCCAGGGCAGCGACGAUGACGGCAAGGACGACAUUACAGAUGGCAUCAAUGAGGCCAUCGACUCUGCCCAGGGAGUGGGCGAUAAUAAGGACAGCAAUGCGGACAGCAUCACAAAUAGUGUCAACGACGCCGUCGACUCUGCCCAGGGAGUGGGCGAUGAUAAGGACAGCAAUGCGGACAACAUCACGGGUGGCAUUGGGGACGCUGUCAACUCGUUUCGGAACGAGACGGUUGACGAUAUCGGCGAUCUUAUAGGUAAUGGCCUCAAGAAUUUUACCGAGGCGUUUCAUCUUCCGCAAUGGUACUCACUACACGUCACCAAUUAUUGUAAAGGCCUUUAUGCUCCAAACGCCACAGUGCCACACCCUCGAUAUAAUACUACCGACUGUGGGAUAAACGUCUCGAGAAUCCUUACCGACGAGUUUCCCGUUCUACGCCAUGCUAGCAUUGCAGAUUUCCCGCUCGACGCUGUCUAUAAAGCGACCGGAUAUAUAAACAGUCUCCUCUUGGCCGUAUAUAUUUCUUACAUCGUCAGCUGCGUGUUCUGUGGCUUGUCGAUUCUGUUUACAGUGGCUACUUCCCUGCGCUUUCGUACACGCGAGUGGGAAGGAUUCAAAAAGAUCGUGAUAGCGCACGUGGUCAUUGCUGGACUUGCUGGCCUGUCGCUCGCCGUCGCCAGUGUGAUCACCACGUUGGUGGCUGUAAAAGGGGCUUCUGGAAUCAAUGAUGCUGGCAAGAGUAUGGGAAUAUCUGCUCGUGGGGGUACGAAGCUCCUCGCAAUCUCGUGGGCCGCCUGCACCCUCAUGUUCGCCAACCUUGUGACUUGGGGGCUCUUCCAUAUCUCAGAAUCCCGGUGA